UAUGGAUCUAAUCUAUGGAUCGUGCAGAAGAAGAGGUUUAACCUUAAAAUAGGGGACAUAUCUGUCACUUUGAUUUUAUUCGAUUUUAGUUAGUUUUUAGACUUAACAACAAUUAAAUAAUAAGGUGUUUAUUAGUAAAAAUUUAAGUUUCAAAAUCGCGAUGCACCGACUAAACUACGCGUUACUGCGUUGCUCAAUAACAAAAUCUCACAAUGGGUUGCGCUUGUAUUCGAAAGAGCAGCGGCGGCAGACUUUCAUAUCGCGUUUGUACGACAAUUUCCGCGACGAAAUGGCGAAGAACAAGGAAAUGAAAGAGUCGCUGAAGAAAUUUCGAGAGGAGGCCCAAAAAUUGGAGCAAAGUGAUGCGUUGAAAGCUGCCAGGCACAAAUUUGAGACUGUAGAGAAGGAAGCUAGUGAGGGAAGUAAAGUGUUUAAGGAGAAGUUUGAUAGUAUUAAAGAAAAAGUGCAAGGGGUUGUUGACGAAGUGGGUAAAUCAGAUAUUGCAAAAAAAGCUGGUAAAAUCUCUGAAGGUAUUGGUAAAACAACCACCUCAUUCACGGAAAAAGCACAAGAAAUCGGCAAAACAAGCGCAUUUCAAAGCAUAUCGCAGACAGCCGAAGCAGUUAAAAAAGAGAUUGACACUACAAGUAUGGAGGGCAGAGUUUAUGUGAGUCCCACAAAGUUAAGGAAGAGAACAGAGACAUCUGCAGUGCAAAACGUGAAGUUCUAUGAACCCAAUGAGGAAGCAACAGGCAUAGAACUACACAAAGACUCAAAAUUCUACCAGUCGUGGCAAAGUUUCAAAGACAACAACCCCUACGUUCACAAAGUAAUGGAUUGGAAAUUAAAGUAUGAUGAAAGUGAUAACCCCCUUAUCAGAGCUUCAAGAGUUCUAACGGAAAAAGUCUCAGACGUUGUGGGAGGUUUGUUCUCGAAAACGGAACUAUCAGAAACCCUCACAGAAAUCUGCAAAAUUGACAACACUUUCGACACCAAAAGGUUCCUAAAACAAUGCGAAACUGAUAUUAUUCCAAACAUCCUCGAAGCCAUGACACGCGGGGAUUUAGAAGUUCUCAAAGACUGGUGUCAUGAAGGCCCAUACAACAUUUUUGCCAUACCUAUCAAAGAAGCCUACAAAAAAGGUUAUAGAAUCGAGUCGAAAAUCCUAGAUGUGGACAAUGUAGACCUGGUAAUGGGUAAGGUAAUGGAGCAGGGCCCAGUUUUGAUAAUUUCCUUCCAAUCCCAGCAGAUGAUGUGUGUAAAAGACGGCAGUGAUAAUGUUGUAGAAGGGGAUCCCGAGAAAGUAAUGAGGGUAACAUACGUUUGGGUCUUGUGUAGAGAUCCAACGGAGCCUGAUCCAAGAGCGGCAUGGAGGCUGUUGGAUCUUUCUGCCAAUAGUAAUGAACAAUUUGUCUAAUGUACUAAAAACUAACUUUAAAAAGUUGUUUUACUGUGAAAAUCGUGUAAAUAAAGGGUGCAGCAAUUUUGAUUGUUAUUUGCUGGGUUUCAGCAAAAAUUGUUGUCAAAUUCAUUAGAAUAAACCGUAUUUUUUUUACCACAAGGUUUAUUUUGAUGAACAAAAAGCAUUAACAAGCUUUAGAGUCGAUUUAUUUAUUGUGAUUCUAAAUUUUACUGUUUUUGUACAGAAUUCAUUGUCUAUAGAGUAUAAUUUAUAUACUUUUUCAAUAAAAUUGUUUUUUGAACUGUU
Messenger RNA from Brassicogethes aeneus, 1708 nucleotides. The record is from the annotation of a GenBank genome assembly. Lineage: Eukaryota; Metazoa; Arthropoda; Insecta; Coleoptera; Nitidulidae.